Messenger RNA from Chrysoperla carnea, 3393 nucleotides. Its product is annotated as testis-expressed protein 2. Gene Ontology annotation, cellular component: endoplasmic reticulum. NCBI's taxonomy places the organism in Eukaryota, Metazoa, Arthropoda, Insecta, Neuroptera, Chrysopidae. The coding region runs from base 129 to 3074 and encodes 981 amino acids. The record is from RefSeq and is a predicted model, not a curated record. Gene Ontology annotation, molecular function: lipid binding. The transcript has 4 exons.
AAUGGAUACUAAAGAAAUCUUUUAUUGACAUAGCUUAUCAAUAUUUUUCGUUAUGCGGUUAAUUUCUGAUAUCAAACUACUAACACCUUUUCCUUAAAAAUUAUUUAUUUUUUUUGUAAUCAUACAUAAUGGAAGUAUCUACUUCUAGAAAAUGUGUUUCUGCCCCAACAGGCAAAGCAACUUUAAGUAUGCUUAAAGGUAAAUCAGCGAAUACUUCGGUUCCAUCCAUAGCAAUCCGAUUCCACGCAAACGAAGAAGAAUUAGAACAAUUAUAUCUAAGUGAUUCCGAUGUUGAAAAGGAGUAUUCACCAGUAAUUGAAGAUCUCAAGAGUGAUGAUUUAAAAAGUGAUAAAAAAGGUUCACCAAAACGUGAAUCGAGUCCCAUGAAAGAUGUCUUCUCAAAACUAAGUAGUAAACGAUCAGCUAGUGUUGACUCAAAUAUCCCCAUUGGCGAACAAGCAUCAUCUUCCACCGAUCGAUGGCGAUUAUUUUCCGAAAUUAAAGGAAAGUUAACAAAAACAGUUGAAGAGAAAAUUAGUGAAAUUAAAUCAGGAACUAAAUGUCCUGAACAAGAACGUACUAGCGAAGAUACAGAAACCAUUCGUAACAAAUUUAGUACAAGUAAAGAUAAUUCAAGUGUUUCAGAUUCAGAAGAUGUCAGUGUAUCAGAACAUUCAACAUCAAAAUUUGCUGAUGUUGAAAUGUCUUCAACAAAUGAAACUGAAGACGAAAUUGAAGUAUCAUUUCCAAAUAAAGAUCCAAUUUCGAAAGAUGUCGAUGAUCAACUAUUCAACGAUGAAAUUAUAAUUAGUAUACCAAAAAAAGAAACGGUUAAACAUCGUUUUAAGAAAUCGUCUACACCUCAUAUGAAUGUUCAAUAUAAAACUAAAGAAAAUCGUGAUAGUUAUAUUGAAACUGCAACCGAAGCGUUUAUAAAUGAAGCUCCUAACGAUGGUGAUGAUUCAACACCAUCUGAAUCUAUUGAAAAACAAAUUUAUGUAACAAAACUACAUCCAAAAAACAUAUCGAACGAUUGGUUUAUUUUAAGUAUAUUUAUUUUAUUAUUAAGUUUAAUUUUUACAAUCACUUCUGUACCUAAUUAUUUAGCAGUAUUUUUAACUGGGUUUUUAUUUUUAAUUUAUACAAAAUUCACAUCAAACACCGAAGAUGAUUCAAAAAGUAUUCUAUUUAUGGCGAAAAAAAUGGAAACACUAAAUCGUGUUCAAACCCCAUCGAUUAAAACAUAUGAGCCUGUUUUAAAAUAUGAAGCUUGGAUGAACGAAUAUCCUGUACGUUAUGAUGUAAACACGUAUCAUAUAGGAGAUACUCACAGCGUUUACGUGCGUUUAUAUGGAUCAAAAUUGAUUUUAUCUGUUGGUGAUGGUAUUCGAGUUCCAAAACGUGCAAUGUGGAAUGAAUCAGCAAUGCCUCAUUUGCAUUUAAUCAAAUUUACACGGCAUCGUGUAUUUAACAUGAUUGGUGCAAAAGUUCGUUUAUUACCUCAAGGAUUAGCACGUAAACGAUAUUGGAGUAAAAAAUAUCCAAUUUGUUUGGAAUUUACAAAAGUUGGUAAAGAGUAUAAUAAAUUACCACCAGAAGAAGAGACCUUUGAUACAAGUUCACAUGACUCACCCACUAAAAAAAGAAGUAUUUCUACUGAAAAAUUAGCAACUGAUGAAUCUUUGAUUGAGAAUUUCCUCGAACAAAGUGUUGAGCAAAGUGCUAAGGUUAUCGAGCCACCUGAAAAUGAACAAACUAUAUUUAGUACACCAGAUGGGGGUGGAGAUGAUGGAGAUUUAACUGAUGACGCUGAAGAAACAUCCAUUGAAUGGGAUACAGUUGGUGAUGUUUUGGAUGAUAUUACUCGAAUAUAUUUAUUUACGAGAACAGAUCGUGAUAAAGAAGAUUGGUUUAAUUAUUUUGUUGCAGCAACUCAAUCAUCUUCCAUCCCACCUGAACCUCUUAUUGACACAAUUGAAAAGUCAAAAGAAACAGAAAAUCAAUCUGAUAAUUCAGCAAAAUCUUCACCAAGUCAUACUGCAAGUGCUCCCAAAUUAGACGAUGAACAAUUAACGUAUAAUUUUGAUUAUCAACAGUUUGUUAAAAAAAUGCAACAUCAUAAAAAGAAUUACGAGAAUGCUCCAGAACAGGCAGUGAAUGAGAUUUCUUCCAAAGUUUUAUGGUUUAAUGCCCUACUAGGUCGAGUAUUGUUAGAUGCUGUUCGACAACAAGAUUGGGUAGAAACAUUACAACAGCGUAUUCAACGUAAAUUGAGUGUUAUUAAACUGCCAUAUUUUAUUGAAGAAUUGGUUAUAACAGAAUUAAAUUUAGGUACAUCUGUACCAAUUAUACAUAAAAUAUCUGAGCCAACAUUUGAUUCACGUGGUGUUUGGGUUGAUUUUGAUAUAACUUAUGAGGGUAGUGUGCAUGGUACUUUAGUAACUAAAUUAAAUUUAAUGAAAUUAAAAAAACCACCAGCUGGUCAAGAAGUAGCUGAAACUGAAAAAAUGGCUGGUGAUAAUAAUAUACCAGGACCCGUUUAUGAUAGUGAUUUGGAUGAUAGUGCAGAAUCUAGUUCAGAAGAAGAUAUAAUAAUUCCAUCAAAUUGGAUAGCUAGUAAUACAUCAUCAUCGUCUGGGGUACAAAGCACAUCAUCUACACCAACUUCAGCUGGUUCAUCGGGAAAUACAGCUGGUAAACGAUUGUUAAAGAUGGUUGACAAAAUAGCUGCCUCCAAAUAUUUUCAACAAGCAACCGAUUAUAAAUUAAUUAAAAAAGCAAUGGAAGGUGUCUCGAAAACUGAAUUAAAAUUGAGAGUUGAACUGAGAGGCUUAGUUGGUGUACUUACUGUUAAUAUACCUCCACCACCAUCACAUAGAAUAUGGAUUGGUUUUCGUGGUAAUCCACAAUUAUGGUUAAAUGCAAGACCAAUUGUUGGUGAACGUUCCUUAAAUUUUAAUCAUAUUACAUCUUGGAUUGAAAAUAAGUUACAACAAGAAUUUCAGAAAAUUCUAGUAUUACCUAACAUGGAAGAUUUCGUAAUACCAAUAAUGAACUUAAAUUUACCCGAAUAACGAACAAACAAUUACAUAUAAGAAUACGUCUACCCCUUAUGUGUAACAAUUAACUUAUAAUUAUGGUGUUCAGGGUAAAUGUGAAUUUAUUUUUAUUUAUAAUUAGUUUGUAUAGAUGUAGUUGUGUUUUUUUAUUCUUUUUUGUUCAAGCUAAGUGCUACACUACACAAAAUAUUUUAAAAGUUUGAAUUUUUAUAAACUCUAUUUAGAGACGAAAAUAGUACUCUAAACAUAACCGUUGUUAAACGUAUAAAAUUUAAAAUAAAAAAAUAUUUUCUUAAUUAUUGCAAAAUUAUGAACAAAUUUUAAAAUUAAUAUG